GCCGGCGUACCUUUGUCAACUUCUUUCUUACAAUGCAAGUUCUCUUCUCCUUCUUCUUCUCUUUGUUUCUCUGUUUCCUUGUCAUCUUCUCUGAGACUCUUGAAGACGACACGAAAGCGAAAACCGGAGUUACCUGCAGCGAAAACCGGGACCGGUUUGUAUCCGUUAGAUUGCCUGGGGUUGGAUUCAACGGUUCGAUCCCACCUCUCACCAUCAGUCGUCUCUCCUCUCUCAAGACUCUUAGCCUUCGAAAGAACUGACUCACCGGAGAGUUCCCUCGUGAUUUCAUCAACCUCAAGAAGCUGACUCAUCUCUACCUUCAGCAUAACCGCCUCUCGGGUCCACUGCCAUCGAUUCUCUCGGAGUUAAAGAAUCUCAAGGUUCUUGAUCUGUCCAACAAUGCAUUCAACGGAAGCAUCCCGCCUUCUCUUCUCUUUCGGGUUUGACCAGCCUUAGAGUCUUGAAUCUUGCAAACAACUCAUUCUCAGGUGAGAUUCCUGAUCUCCAUCUUCCGAGGCUGACUCAAAUCGACCUGUCCAACAACAAGCUCGUCGGUGCAAUACCGAAGUCUCUCGAGAGAUUCCAAAGCUCAGCGUUCUCUGGCAACAACAUAACAUCACAAGAGAAACAACAACACAAGACUCCUUUCGGGUUAAGCCAGCUUGCUUUCUUGCUGAUUCUAGCUGCAGCUUGCGUUUUGGGCGUUUCCGGACUCUCUUGCAUAGUAAUAAUGAUCACUUGUUUCGGCAAGACAAGAGUCUCUGGGAAGCUGAGGAAGAGAGACUCGUCUUCCUGCGCAUCUAGAGAAACUGGAGAAGGAGGCAAAAUCAUCUUCUUCGGGGGAAGAAACCAUUCGUUCGAUCUAGAUGAUUUGCUGAGCUCGUCUGCUCAAGUUUUGGGGAAAGGAGCUUUUGGUACAGCCUAUAAGGUAACCAUGGAAGACAUGAGCACGGUCGUGGUGAAGCGAUUGAAUCAAGUCUCUGUGGGAAGACGAGAGUUUGAGCAACAGAUGGAGAUCACCGGCAUGAUCAGACACGACAAUGUAGCUGAGCUCAAGGCCUACUACUACUCCAAAGACGACAAACUCGCUGUCUACCGCUACUACGCUCAAGGAAGCCUCUUCCAGAUGAUGCAUGGAAACAGAGGAAUGCAUGAUCGAGUACCCUUAGAUUGGGACGCUAGGCUGAGAAUAGCAACCGGAGCAGCGAGAGGCCUGGCUAAAAUCCAUGAAGGGAGAUGCAUCCAUGGGAACAUCAAAUCCUCAAACAUCUUCUUAGACUCACAAUGCUACGGCUGCGUCGGCGAUCUCGGCUUAACAACCAUCAUGAGUCCUCUUCUUCCUCUUGCCUCCGGUUACCACGCACCUGAGAUAACGGACACAAGAAGGAGCACGCAGCUUUCGGAUGUAUACAGCUUCGGUGUGGUUUUACUCGAGCUCUUGACGGGGAAGUCGCCGGCGAGCCCGGUUUCGGAGACAGAACAGGGAGAGAAGAUGAAUUUGGCUAGCUGGAUAAGGUCUGUGGUGGUGAAAGAGUGGACAGGGGAAGUCUUUGAUAUGGAGAUUUUGAGCCGAUCGGGUUGUUUCGAGGAAGAAAUGGUUGAGAUGUUGCAUAUAGGAUUGGCUUGUGUUGCCUUGAAGCAGCAAGAACGGCCUCAUAUAGCUCAAGUUUUGAAACUGAUUCAAGAUAUUCGAUCGAUUGAUGCCGAAUGA
This is a messenger RNA of Thlaspi arvense, 1711 nucleotides long. The record is from the annotation of a GenBank genome assembly. NCBI's taxonomy places the organism in Eukaryota, Viridiplantae, Streptophyta, Magnoliopsida, Brassicales, Brassicaceae.